Etheostoma spectabile (orangethroat darter) is the source of this 3386-nucleotide messenger RNA. RefSeq names its product glycerophosphodiester phosphodiesterase domain containing 4a (gene gdpd4a). Gene Ontology annotation, biological process: lipid metabolic process. Gene Ontology annotation, molecular function: glycerophosphodiester phosphodiesterase activity. The transcript has 23 exons. Bases 1 to 2013 code for a protein of 670 amino acids. NCBI's taxonomy places the organism in Eukaryota, Metazoa, Chordata, Actinopteri, Perciformes, Percidae. Gene Ontology annotation, cellular component: membrane. The record is from RefSeq and is a predicted model, not a curated record.
AUGGACCUGAGCUGGCAAGGGAAACAUGACAGAUUGCUAACCUUUCGUCUGCUCAGCUCCCUCGGCUCCCCACAUCGGCCAGAGAUGAAGAUCGGUGAACAAUCGGCAAAAACUUUGUUGUCCUACAUCGUCAACACUCCAAGGCGAGGAGUGGUGACCAACAGUCCUGCCUGUUUCUUCUUGCAUCCUCUCUCUCCUGUCCUUUCUUCUCCAUCCUCCCCUUCCUCCUUGUUGAGUGGUAAGGGCCCGUACCGGUACGUGGAAUCUGGGAAACUAGAAGUGGUGGCGGCGGCAGCUGCUGCAACGUUAACUUUGGGACUCUGGGUUCUGGUUCCCUGGUCUCGGGUGCUGCUGGUUGUUGUCGCUGCUCUCUUCACGUACAUCGCCUUACUAUUGGUGCUGGCAGUGUGUCUGCCUCUGAAGUCAGAGGCUGUACCUUCACUGGAGCCACAAACUGGCAUCGUGGUGGCGUUGCGUUCUCCGUCACCGCCACCCGCCAUCUUGUCCGACGUUUUGCAGCAAAGAAUGGAAGACUCUCCUCCUGUCCCUGCAGGUCACAGCCCCGUUCCUCCCCGUGGCUGCAGUCCUACUGAUGGUGGUCCUGUCCGGCCAAUAGCUUGCAUUUCUUUUCGCAUGAACAAGAGCGGGGAAACUAAAGGUGGGCGGCGGCAGCUGCUGCAACGGUAUGAACACCAGCCGUUUGUCUCCUGUCUGGCCGGCCUCUACGUUGCCAAUGGAGACGAUACCAAAGAGCCCGGGCACAGCCAGGAGAGUGCUGUUGCAGACAGGGUGGAGUGUGGCAGUUUUGGCCUCCUGAUUGUCACCUUCUUCCUGAGUUUUUUGUUCCUCUAUUUCUGGAGUGAAGCUCAGAACGACUACAUCGACUUUGACUGGUUUAACUUUGGGACUCUGGGGUUCUGGUUUCCCUGGUCUCGGGUGCUGCUGGUUGUUGCUGCUGCUCUCUUCACGUACAUCGCCUUACUAUUGGUGCUGGCAGUGUGUCUGCUCUCUGAGAGUCAGAGGCUGUACCUUCACUGGAGCCACAAGACUGGCAUCGUGGUGGCGUUGGCGUUCUCCGUCACCGCCACCGCCAUCUUGUCCGACGUUUGCAGCAAAGAAUGGAAGACUCUCCUCCUGUCCCUGCAGGUCACAGCCCCGUUCCUCCACGUGGCUGCAGUCCUACUGAUGGUGGUCCUGUCCUGGCCAAUAGCGUUGCAUUUCUUUCGCAUGAACAAGAAAGUGCGUCAGGUGGCUACCUUAGGUCUCUACCUGUCCGUGCUGUUCUCCCUCUACCUGGUCCCUCUGGGGAUGUACUCCCCCUGCAUUAAAGAGCCAGGGACGCUGGGUCCCCCCCCGACGCUCAUCGGACACAGAGGAGCUCCGAUGCUUGCUCCGGAGAAUACCGUCAUGUCGUUUGAGAAGGCCGUGGAAGCUGGAGGAGAAGGACUGGAGACCGACGUUACCAUCAGGUAUGACGGUUGUUCCCUUCCUGAUGCACGACUCCCACUCUGGAAGAGACCACCAAUGUCGCGGAGUUUUCCCAAAUCGAACGCACCUCGAUGCCUCAAUGUUCAGCUGGGCCGAGCUACAGCAGCUGAAUUCUGGCACCUGGUUCUAUUGAGGGAUCCAUUUGGGACCGUGUCGUCCUUGUCUGAGGCGGACUACUCCCGGGCCCAGAACCAGUCCGUUCCCUCGCUGGCCCAGUUUCUGAACCUAGCGGCCUCUAGCGGGAGACUGGUGCUGUUUGACCUGCACAAGCCACCGUACGGACAUCCGUACAGUCAGUCGUACAUCAACACCACUCUGCAGGUGGUGCAGGCCCACAUCAACUCCUCACAGGUGCUGUGGCUUCCUUCUGAGGACCGGGAUCUGGUCCAGGCGGUGGACCCAGAGCUGCAGCAGACCUCUGGAGAAAAGGCUUCUAUUCAGGAGCUGACCGACGGCCACAUCAACAGGCUGAACCUGCACUACAGCACCAUGUCGCAACAGCAGUUCAGUAAGUACCGUCAGUGAACAUCACAACCAACCUGUAAUGUGGAUAAUCCGAGCAGGGCUCUACACCUGGCCUGUGUGUCCGGAGACUCAGUCCCGUAACCCACCAGACUCACAUCACCCAUACUGUCAAAACGUCGCAGCGUCUUCCUCUGACUCCAGAGGAAUAUAGUUUGAUGUGGAUUCUGACCGAUACAGUGUCGGCAUUCCUCAUCAUUGCUGUUUUCUCAUUCCAUUGGUGGAGAGAGAGAGGCCUUCCCUUCUGGUCAUGCAGCCGGUUCGACUCAUGAGAACGGACCGUACACAGCAAGUUCAGGACAGAGUUGAGUGACGUGUGGUCCAUCUCCAGCAUCAUCGUCCGGCCCGACCUACGGAGCACGCCCGGUUCACCCAGCACCCCUCACCUGCCCACCAUCACAGAGGAGUGACUGGGGGAGACACACAGAGAGAGAGAGAGAGGCUAGAAAGAGAAGUACAGAAAAUGAGAGAUAGAGAUGUUGUUAAAACCUUGUGUUCAAAUCAAGUGUUUGUAGGUAACAUAAUGCAGGGCAGUUGUAUUUACAUGGCAGCAUUCAGACAUGAAGCACUUCAAAGUGCUUUAAAUCUAUCCUCUGGCACACAGGAAGCCAGUGCAGUGAUUGAGUGCAUUAAAUAUUCAUGACUAAAUUAGCAACAAUCAAAUUGGAUUAAAAACGUUCUUGGCUUUAAUUUAUAAAGCGUUUAACUUUGAAAAACGAGAUGUGGUUUGAUCAGAUUUGACAGAGCGCUGGCCACAUACUGCAAGCAAACAUCUGUCAUCCCUCUGGCAUUCAAAUGUACUUUAAUUUGCGAUGUAAUCACUGUUUUCCAACUAAGCCCUGCCCAGUGCCAGAAGCACGGAGAAACCCAAAUAGGCAGAAAUCUGUUGCAAAAAUAACCAAAACUACAUAAUAUGUAUGUGAUAAUUCAUCAUUCGUAGUAAGAAGCUGGUUGAGAAAAUGUGUUUGAAUGAAAGAGAAAGGAUAACAGAGUCUUUGAAUAAGACAUUUACAUUAAAACAUGUUAUUGAGCUGAUGCUUUUAUCCAAAGCGACUUACAAUAAGUGCGUUCAACCAUGUGGGCCCUAAGAAUUGCGCCAAAAAAUUGCAAGAAUUAUUUGAGUACAUCAACUUCAUCAAAGUUGAGAAGAAAAAAGGACAAAGUGACCAAAAACAGAACAGAGAAACAUGUUCAGUAAGUAAAGUAAGAGGCAGCAGACCUUCUCCACUUCUUCUCAUCCUCUCUCUGUGGGCCGACGGCCUGCAGGAGCUCAGCUGCUGCACCAGACCUCGUUCACUGGUCCGCCAUCAGGGACGGAGCGGAGGGACCCCCGUGUCCAUCUCCAUAAUAAAAUCUCAUAGAUGCCAUUUGAAAAA